AUGGCGAUUGUCAAGUCGUCUGGUGAUCUUCUAAGGCUCCUCACCUUCCUCAUCUGCCUCCUCCAUCGUUGCAGUGCAGGCUAUGACGUCGAGUCGGUCGUCAGGACGCAGAACCUAUUAUCGGCUAAUCUGAAACUUGAAGGCGGGACGACGGAGUUCGGGCCUGAUGUCAAGUCGCUCGACCUAACUGCAAGCCUAGAGACGGAUAGCCGACUCCACGUGCGCAUCACCGACGCCGACCAUCCACGAUGGGAGGUCCCCCAAGACAUCAUCCCGCGGCCAACAUCAGUGACGGAUGACGUUCUGCUCGGAUCGCCAGGCAUGGACAAUGCCACCUUGCCAAGCAGCGCCACCAUACUCCUUCGUUUUCUCAAAAUAGACCAAGUCAUACUUUUUAAAGUGAGCAGUAUGUAUAUUAGCGAGUAGCUAGCCAAGUGAUCGAUGGGCAUGCAUGACAAUUGGAAAUGCAGGUACUUGGAGGUGACGACGGCGCUUCCAGCCCGGCGGGCAUCAUUGUACGGGUUCGGCGAGCACACGAAACAGACGUUCCGGCUCCAGCCCAAUGACACGUUCACGCUGUGGAACGAGGACCUGGAGAGGUCAGACCAACUGGACCGUAACCUCUACGGCUCGCACCCAUUCUACAUGGAUGUGCGCCCUGGCGGCAAUGCGCAUGGCGUGCUCCUUCUCAACAGCAAUGGCAUGGACAUACUGUAUGGCGGGUCCUACGUCACCUACAAGGUGAUCGGCGGCGUGCUCGACUUCUACUUCUUCACCGGCCCCUCCCCGCUUGCCGUGGUUGACCAAUACACCCAGUUCAUCGGCCGCCCUGCCCCCAUGCCAUACUGGUCAUUCGGGUUCCACCAGUGCAGGUAUGGCUACAAGAAUGUGGCUGAUCUGGAGGAGGUGGUCGCCGGCUACGCCAAAGCCAAGAUCCCACUGGAGGGGAUCUGGUCAGACAUCGACUACAUGGACGGCGGCCAGGAUUUCACGCUGGAUCCGAUCAACUUCCCGGCGAGCCGUCUCCGGCCGUUCGUCGACCGGCUCCACAGCAACGGCCAAAAGUAUGUGGUCAUCAUAGACCCGGAGAUCAAAAGACAAGCAACGCCUAACGAGGACUUUUUCCUCAAGAGAAACGGCACCAACGUGGUGGGCAGGGUGUGGCCAGGCGAGGUGUACUUCCCGGACUUCAUCAACCCACGCGCCGUGGAGUACUGGGCGCAGAAGAUCUCCGAGUUCCGGCGGACCAUCCCCGUAGACGGGCUGUGGUGCGACAUGAACGAGCCCUCCAACUUCGGGGCCUGGCAGCCGCUCAACGCGCUGGACGACCCACCAUACCACAUCAACAAUUCCGGCACGCAUCGUCCCCUCAACAACCAAACCGUGCCGGUCUCCACUGUGCACUACAAUGGCGUGUCCGAGUACGACGCGCACAACCUCUUCGGCCUCUUCGAGGCACGUGCCACGCAUGCCGCACUGCUCAAGGACACGGCACGCCGCCCCUUCGUGCUCAGCCGCUCCACCUUCCCCGGAGCGGGACGGUACGCGGCGCACUGGACCGGCGACAAUUCCGCGCGGUGGGACGAGCUUGCCAACUCCAUCAACACUAUGCUCAGCUUUGGCCUCUUUGGCAUCCCCAUGGUCGGCGCCGACCUAUGCGGCUUCAGGGGUAACACAAGUCAGGAGCUCUGCAGCCGCUGGAUACAGCUCGGUGCAUUCUACCCGUUCGCGAGGGCGCACACGGAGAGAACCACCGAACGACGAGAGCUCUAUGUGUGGGAGUCGACGGCGCAGUCGGCGAGGAAAGCGUUCGGGACGCGGUACCGGAUGCUCCCCUACAUGUACACUCUCAUGUACGAGGCGCACACAACAGGGGCGCCCAUCGCCCGCCCGCUCUUCUUCUCCUACCCGCAGGACGCCGACACCUACGGCGUGGACAAGCAGUUCCUGCUCGGGCGCGGCGUGCUUGUAUCUCCGGUGCUACAGCCGGGUGCCACCACCGUCGACGCCUAUUUCCCGGCGGGCCGGUGGUUUAGUCUCUAUGACCACAACUACCCCCUCACCGUCGCCACACGGACCGGCAAGCGUGUUACACUUCAGGCGCCAGUGGACUCGGCUAACGUGCACCUGGCCGGCGGCAACAUCCUACCAUUGCAGCAGCCGGCGCUGACCACGUCCGCCGCACGGCAAGGCGAGUUUCACCUCCUUGUGGCGCUCACGGAGAACGGCACAGCCAGCGGGGAGCUAUUCUUGGAUGACGGCGAGUCCAUGGAGAUGGGCGGGGUGGGAGGCAAGUGGACCCUGGUGAAAUUUAGCUGCAGCACGGAGGAGAGCAAGGGUAUCAUCACGACCACGGUGAGUUCCCAUGUGGUGCAGAACUCAUACGCGCCGAGUCGGGCGCAGGUCAUCGGCAACGUGGUCUUUAUGGGGCUCCAGUCGCCAGCAAAAGGGUUCACUAUCUAUGUGAACAACGUUGAGCUCAAGGCAGCCCGCACCAAGUCCCGGACGAGUGGAGCGUUUAGCGUCAGUGGCCUGUCGCUCGCCAUUGGAAAGGAGUUCCAGAUCAAGGUCGUCAUGUCCCAUUAACAUUGAUACCAUUUUUGCAUAAUUAUUGUA
This is a messenger RNA of Triticum urartu, 2616 nucleotides long. The record is from RefSeq and is a predicted model, not a curated record. Lineage: Eukaryota; Viridiplantae; Streptophyta; Magnoliopsida; Poales; Poaceae.